Molecule: messenger RNA, 373 nt
Organism: Closterium sp. Yama58-4
Lineage: Eukaryota; Viridiplantae; Streptophyta; Zygnematophyceae; Desmidiales; Closteriaceae
Source: the annotation of a GenBank genome assembly
GACAGCAUGGGUACCAAACCGCAAUGUGCAGAAGAAAGAAACGGAGCUAGGCACGAAGACGAGGCCAUUCGCAAACAUUAGUGGUGUGUGCCGGCGGUGCUCUGAGCAGAUCGCAUGGCGCCGCAAGUACGGCAAGUACAAGCCUCUGACCGAGCCUGCCAAAUGCCAAGCAUGUGGCAAGAGGAGUGUGCGAGACGCGUACCAUGCCAUCUGCAAAGCAUGUGCGCAGGAGAAGGGGGUGUGUGCCAAGUGCAGGCAAUCCACCAAAGAGAUUGUGCAAGAUGAAGCAGCAGUGCGGGAGAGUGAGAUGAAGCAACUAGAGGAGGCCCUUGGGAGGCUGAGGGAGAGGGAGAGACGAAGCCUGCUGCGUGCG